Eurytemora carolleeae is the source of this 596-nucleotide messenger RNA. RefSeq lists its product as uncharacterized. The coding region runs from base 123 to 596 and encodes 157 amino acids. Lineage: Eukaryota; Metazoa; Arthropoda; Copepoda; Calanoida; Temoridae. The transcript has 9 exons. The record is from RefSeq and is a predicted model, not a curated record.
AUUCUCCUUGCUUUUAAGGAACUGUUAACAUAUUUGAACAGUGUGCUAAAGUAGCAUGAAUUGUUAAAUAUAACUGAAACUAACCCUUGAUGUAAAGUUUAUCACAACUCAAGCAUAGAAAAAUGCUAAAUACAGAAUUAAGAAGAUAUCUGCUAUAUAUAGUAAUCAUCAUCUCAGGCUGCAGUAUGGCAUACGUUCUAGUUUUGGGUCAAGUUGGCGAAAAUCUACAAUCGCAGUUACACAGCCGACCUCAACAUUCUUCUUUUAUGGAAACUACAUCUGCAGACCAAUAUAAGAGGAACCUACAGAUUUGGCAAUCCAUUGAAGCGGAAAGAGAAAUUGAGAAUGAAAUUCAAAUUGAAAAUGAGAAUGAAAUUGAAAAAGAAGAACUGAGCAGCACUAUUGCAGGAAAGGAUAAUGCUGAUUCAUCAUUUUUCGACUAUAAAGAAAAUGAAAAAGAUGAUAUUGAAGAAGAACAUGAAGAGCUUCAUAAACAAGAGAAUAUUACAGAAUAUUUGAGAUCAAGAGAAAAUAUUUAUGAAGAAAGACUCCAAAUUUUACACAGGAAACAAUCUGUUCUGAAAUCAAAAGAAUAG